Messenger RNA from Drosophila miranda, 2808 nucleotides. RefSeq lists its product as uncharacterized. The transcript is spliced from 7 exons. Lineage: Eukaryota; Metazoa; Arthropoda; Insecta; Diptera; Drosophilidae. Gene Ontology annotation, cellular component: NSL complex. Gene Ontology annotation, molecular function: hydrolase activity. The coding region runs from base 1 to 2628 and encodes 875 amino acids. Gene Ontology annotation, biological process: positive regulation of transcription by RNA polymerase II. The record is from RefSeq and is a predicted model, not a curated record.
AUGUUAAACGCGAGGGCCGUACUACGCCACAUCCUGGUUAACCAUCCUCCGCAGUGCACCAGCUGCCACACAUAUCCGCAGCAGGACCUGGAGCCAGACCAGACCCAUGCUCCACCCUACGACGAGAUAUCCGCCAAGGAGAUGAUGAACGAGUGUGCCAGGAUUUCCAAGUAUGUGAAGAACACCAAUUCCGAUGAUCAGGACUGGGUGGCACGCCUAAAUAAAUCUACCUGGAGCCCUAUCCAAACGACGCUGUUCGAGAGGGUAUGCAGCAUACUCGACCAGGACCAGCUGGCGCGUCUGGCCAACGACAAGCGCCAGCACGAGGUUGUCCAUCGUCGUGUGAGCGUGGACAAGUCCGCAUCGCGAAUGCGUCGGGCUUUGGGCAGCGUUGCCUGGGAUCAGCGCAUCACUCAAUGGCUACACACACUGCUCAUGCAGUCCAUGCCGCCCUCGUACAUGGCCUCCUAUCUGGACAUGAUGCAAACACUGAAAACUAAGCUGCCAACCCUAAUGGACAAGCUGCUGUUCAGUCGGCCGCUCUGCAAUAACCAGGAGCUGCUCGCCCCAGUCAUGAAGAAGCGAUGGGAGCCAACUAUUCUGCCCAAGAAUCGUCAAUUGUCGCACAAUGCCAUAAUGGUGGUGCUGCCAAAUAUGCCCGCCAGCAGCAAUGUGCCUGAGCGCAUGCACAAAUGGUAUCGCUCGCUGGCUACCAUCUGCCAGGUUGUCCAGAUCACCAUGCCCAAUACGAAAGAUCGGAUUGCCAAUCACAAUCUGGAUCAGGUGGCCGAAGUCAUUGUGUGCCUCACACGUGUCCGCAUAAACGAGCUGCGCUCCGAGAAUCCCAAUCGUGGCAUUAUUCUUGUCGGCUUCAAUGCCGGCGCAUCCCUUGCCCUUCAGGUGGCCCUCUCGGAGAGCCUGGCGUGUGUCGUUUGCAUGGGCUUCGCCUACAACACAUUGCGUGGUCCUCGUGGCUCUCCCGAUGACCGCAUCCUGGACAUCAAGACGCCCAUUCUGUUUGUGAUUGGCCAGAACUCGGCACGGAGCAGCCAGGAGGAAAUGGAGUCGCUGCGCGAGCGUAUGCAAUCGGAGUCCUCGCUGGUGGUCGUCGGCAGUGCGGACGAUGUCCUGCGUGUGCCCAAGAGCAAGAGACGCAUCGAGGGCGUCACCCAGUCGAUGGUGGAUGCCAUGGUGGUGAACGCUGAUGGAUCCUCCGGGUCCGCGUGUACCCACAACCAAGCCCUGCACAACCAAGGCACACAGCGCGGCCAGAACAGGCUGCAUCAGCAGCACGCCCUGGGCUUCGAGAAGGGAGGAGCCCAGCAGAAUCGCAAGCGCAAAGUGGAGUCAUCUAUCCCACUACUAAUACCUCCCCCGCAUGUACAACUCAACUCAAACCAAUCCAAAUCAAAUCAUAAAUCCCCAAAUCAUCAAUCAAAACCUCCACUAUCUCAAACAGUCCGCAGGCCGAAGGCACCGCGCCUCGUUGAUCCAUUUGCUCCCAAGCGAAAGGUUGGAAGACCUCGUACACGCCCACUGCCGAAUGCAGCCACUCCAGCUGGUUCUGGCAUUCAAAACAACAACAAUAACAACAACAACAACAACAACAAAGGUGCUCUCAGCGUAUACACACUAAAUCAAUCCAUUGAAUACCUACUAGAUGAUAGCAUGGACAGCGAUGAUACUGCAUCUGCAUCAGGUGGAUCCGUGGCAGGAGUAGGAGUAGCUGCUGGAGUGGCUGCUGGCGCAGGCAACCCCAAGGUGACCACGUCCGUGGCAGGGGCAUUUGAUAUGGCCUACAAAUCGCAACCGACGACGGUUAACCUGGCAGCUGGCACCAAAAUCAAGAUGAUACCCUCCAGCCAAUUUGUGCAGAUCAAAUCCCUGACGCCGCAAAAUAAACUGAUCAAUUAUACGGUGAACAAGCCCUCCACAACGGGCACCAUUGUGAAGACUCUAGGGGGCCCUGCCUCGGGCGGGCAACAGUACUUUACUCUCAAGACUUCGACGGGACAGACAACGAAAUUUGUGGCUACCUCCUCGCCAGCAGGAGCAGCAGGAGCGACCCCGCCGCAGCAAAAGUAUACGGUGUUCAAGAAUGCCAGUGGCAUGACCAUGCUGCAGUUGAACAAGAAUCAGUUAACCGGUGUGGACAUGUCGAGCAUCAUUGAUAUGCCAAUUAUGUUUGCCGACAAUGAGGGGAACAUACCCGAAGGGGAGAAGGAUCCGAAGAUAGUGCCAGCCACACCCGGUCGCAAUCCCAACAGCAAGAGUCCAAUCAUCAUCAGUCAGAAGAUCAUAAAGGAGGCCAAUGCCUCCAAGACAAUGCCGUCAAGCAGCACACCCGUCACCAGCAAGGUAGGCAACAAUAUCGUUCUCAACAAGGGAAUCCAGCAGCUGUUCACCACCUCGCCGAGCGGAGCCACCACCACAAUUGUUGGCCAAAACAAGGUGGUCUAUCUGGCGAACCGUGCGGCCGGAUCGUCCCCAGCAUCCACUACUACUGGCGGCGCUGCCGUCCGCCGUGUCGUCAACAUAGCCUCUGUCUCCAAGCUGAGUUCUGGCCAGGCCUCCGCCGAUUCGAAGGUCGUCAAGCUGCAGCCACCUACAAAGCAGAAUCAGCAGUAAGAAUCGCAGAUAUAGAGGGAAUCAUACAAUUUAUAAAUUUAUAUGUAAGCCAGGAUCGGAUCCCCAAUCAUUUUUAAAGAGAGUUUUAAAUUUGAAUUAAUCUUUUCAGCCCCAAUCCCAUGUAGAUUGUUGCAAAAUGUUAUUUAAAUCGAAAUAAAAUUACCCCUAAGAUUCAGCUAA